AGCAUUUUUUUACGCGGCUGGGGCAAUCCAGGUCGACGAGGUCCACCUUAGCACGGACACGCCCUGGGUCGCAAAUCCGCCAGUUCUUGUAAUGUGCGAAAUAAGCACAGCGAACGAGGAAGAAAAGGUUGCGCAGGUUUCGUGGUAUCUCGGCCAAGAGCUCGUUUACGAAUGGUUCCAAAAUGAAACGAUUAACGUUUAUGGGGCUCUUGAGGAACGUGUUGAGCUUCCAAGCAACAGGACUGACAAUUGGAACAUCAAAAUAAACCGAAUUGCGUACGAGCUGCAGGGAGAAUUCAAAUGCGACGCCUCAAACACCGACGGCCAGUCAUCCUUUAAGACCUUCGAUUUCAUUCUAUUUUACAACGAAGGGGCCGAGUACGAGGUGCUGGCGUCGCCGAGCACCGACUGCGAUUUGCAGGUCGAGCUGAAAAUGCCGGCCCUCUACCCGCGGCCCAUCGUCCUUCUCUGCAAAAUGUACUCGAACGAUGGAUUCGAGUCUGCCGUCAUCAGAGGUUUCAAUUCGACAAAAAACAAUCCCGAUGGAUCCUACAAUUACUAUUUCAACGCCUCGAUCUGGGUGGGCGAUUACCCUUUUUCCUCUUUUUUAAACUGCACCGACUACGUUUACGGCACAAAAAUCGAAGUCUUCAGCUACCAACCUGUCGAAGAAAUGCCGACUUGUCGAGGUGAACUGCCGGAAACGCUGAAUCAGAGUUUCCUGCUCGACCGAGCGGUUUCCACCUUCAUCCCAGGCUGCAGGAACGACCUGAGAAAGGGUUCGGAGGCGAAAUACAGGUGCGCUCAGGACACAACGGUCCUCUUCUCGUCCACGUGCUCGCAGGACGGUCAAUGGCAGCCGGACUUGUUCAGCCUUCAAAUAAAUGACUUGCCAAAAUGCGGAUGCUCGAUCAUCAGCGGAAGCAUUUUAUGGCUCGUCCUCUUUGCAAUGUUCACCAUCAACUUGUAAAAGAGAAUUAAAUAUAUUGGCGUAUUAUAUGUAUUGCAAGAAAAAUAAACACAAAUAAGAUAAAAUUGA
This is a messenger RNA of Cloeon dipterum, 1039 nucleotides long. RefSeq lists its product as uncharacterized. The coding region runs from base 92 to 970 and encodes 292 amino acids. Lineage: Eukaryota; Metazoa; Arthropoda; Insecta; Ephemeroptera; Baetidae. The record is from RefSeq and is a predicted model, not a curated record. The transcript has 7 exons.